Molecule: messenger RNA, 999 nt
Organism: Lycium ferocissimum
Lineage: Eukaryota; Viridiplantae; Streptophyta; Magnoliopsida; Solanales; Solanaceae
Product: protein ACCELERATED CELL DEATH 6-like
Exons: 5
Coding region: 1-999 (332 amino acids)
Cellular component (GO): plasma membrane
Molecular function (GO): protein phosphatase regulator activity; protein phosphatase 1 binding
Source: RefSeq, a predicted model, not a curated record
AUGGUGACUGCCAAUCAAUUGGUGAAAUGGGAGUUUCUACUUGAGAAAGCUAGGCCAAUGAGCGCCACUUUUUUGAUCACCUUUACCUGUCGAAGAACUGUAGCAGUAUUAAAUCACUGUCCAGAUUGCUGGGAAAUGCUUAACAGCAGGGGCCAAAAUUUUCUUCAUGUUUCCAUAUUGAACAAUCAAAAAAAGGUAGUUAGACUCUUGUUAAAACAUGAAAAGUGGCAUAUCCUUGCAGAUGAGAAAGAUAAUGACGGCAAUACUCCUCUUCAUUUGCUUGCUGCCUCUCAUUGGAGCCUUGUGCCUGUAAGAUUAAGAGCACAUCCCAGUGCAAAGAAGAUGUCAUUUAACAAAGAAAACCAGACACCGUUUGACGUAGCAUUUUCGCUCACUGGGACAACAAAUACGGAUAAACGGAUAUUCAAGAGGAGGCUCCGCCAUGGUCGACCGGGACGAUGUGACUUCGAGAUAAAAUGUAAGAACACACAGAAGCAACAGAGGGAGAACAAAGAUAAUAGAGAUUUAAAAGGCAGAUUGCAAGACGUUAUGAAUCUAACUCAAGUACAUCUAGUUGUGGCCGCUCUAUUAGUGACAGUCACCUUUGCAGCUGGCUUCACAUUGCCAGGAGGCUUUGACAGCGAUCCUGGCCCUAAUAAAGGGAUGGCAAUUCUAAUCAGGAAAACAGCAUUCCGUGCAUUUGUUGUUUCAGAUGCCAUCGCCUUCACAUGCUCGGCUGGCGCUGUAUUUAGCUACUUCCUCAUAGUAGCACGUGCAGCAACAACAAGGAAAUUAAAAACUCUCUAUCGGCUUUAUAAGAUCGCAACUACUUUGCAGCUUGUGGCCAUUUCAGCAGUUGUAAUUGCAUUUGUAACUGGUAUGUAUGCUACUUUAGCAAAUUCAGUUAGUCUCGCCGUUACUGUCUGUGUCAUUGGUUGCAUCUCUUUCCUCCUGUACUUUUUAAUUUUGAUCACAGCAGGCAGCAUGGUAGACUACUAG